Messenger RNA from Cottoperca gobio, 865 nucleotides. RefSeq names its product SIX homeobox 3b (gene six3b). The record is from RefSeq and is a predicted model, not a curated record. Gene Ontology annotation, molecular function: RNA polymerase II cis-regulatory region sequence-specific DNA binding; DNA-binding transcription factor activity, RNA polymerase II-specific. Gene Ontology annotation, biological process: eye development; regulation of transcription by RNA polymerase II. Bases 32 to 865 code for a protein of 277 amino acids. Gene Ontology annotation, cellular component: transcription regulator complex; nucleus. NCBI's taxonomy places the organism in Eukaryota, Metazoa, Chordata, Actinopteri, Perciformes, Bovichtidae. The transcript has 3 exons.
GUCAGAUUCAGGGUCCCUCCCUGACUCCCAGAUGGUGUUCAGAUCACCGCUCGACUUUUUUUCAGCCUCUCGGAUCCUCCUGCCACACUUCGCGGAUGGGCCCUCUAUCCUGGCCCGCUCCCGGUCCCCGGAGGACCCUCCCUCCGCCUGUCCUCCCCUGGCUCUCCCGGGGAUGUGUUUCUCCGCGGCGCAGAUCGCCAGCGUCUGCGAGACCCUGGAGGAGACAGGAGACAUCGAGCGGCUGGCCCGCUUCCUCUGGUCUCUCCCGGUGACAGCAGACGGUCGCGACUCCAUCUCUGAGCACGAAUCUGUGCAGCGGGCUCGUGCCGUGGUGGCCUACCACACCGGGAGUUUCCGCGAGCUUUAUCACAUCCUGGAGACGCACCGCUUUACGCGCGCCUCGCACGCUAAACUGCAGGCGAUGUGGCUCGAAGCUCACUACCGGGAGGCAGAGAAGCUCCGGGGGCGACCGCUCGGACCUGUUGACAAGUACCGCGUGAGGAAGAAGUUCCCGUUGCCGAGGACAAUCUGGGACGGUGAACAGAAGACGCACUGCUUCAAAGAGCGCACACGGGGGCUGCUAAGAGAGUGGUACCUGCAGGACCCGUACCCUAACCCCGGGAAGAAGCGGGAGCUGGCGCACGCAACCGGACUUACACCGACUCAGGUUGGAAACUGGUUUAAAAACCGGAGACAGAGAGACCGGGCGGCGGCAGCCAAAAACAGGUUGCAGCAUCACCGGAUGUGUCCAGACGGUGCGCGGUCACUCAGCGGAGGGGAGUGCAGUCCAGAUGAGAGCGGGGAGCGCGCAGAUGGAGAAACUCUUCUCUCAGUAACGGACAGUGACUCGGACUUGGAUGUUUGA